Molecule: messenger RNA, 1039 nt
Organism: Chara braunii
Lineage: Eukaryota; Viridiplantae; Streptophyta; Charophyceae; Charales; Characeae
Source: the annotation of a GenBank genome assembly
CGGUAUACACUGCCACCCUGUCCAAAUGCCGAACUCAUCUAUCUGGAGCCAGAUCCUCCUUCGAUCUCUAUGGCUUUCAUCUCUGCUUCUCGCCCUCCGCCGUCCAUCGCGUCCACCCUGCCGUCGCGUGCUGACGCUGACGCUGAGGAACUCACACGCUAUAUGACCGACCUGGAGCCCGCAGUUCAUUGGCAUGACCUCAUUCGAGAGUACCACGACGUUUUUCCAUUGUCGUUCUCAUACGCCGGCAUCCUGCAGAGAUUCGAUGUCGAGCAUUCCAUCAAACUUGUGCCUGACUAUCGUGUUCACCACCAGGCACCCUACAGACUCUCGAUCCCCGAGGCCACCGAACUCAAUCAUCAACUUGAGGAGCUCCUGAGACUGGGUUUCAUUAAACCCAACAACUCCCUGUGGGGUGCACCCGUCCUCUUUGCUCGCAAAGCGGAUGAAACUCUUCGUCUCUACAUCAAUUAUCGUGGGCUCAACCGCUACACGAUUAAGAAUAGCUACCCCAUGCCUCGUUCUGACGAGCUAUUCGACCGCCUAGCAGGCAACCGCUUCUUUACGAAGAUUGAUCUUCCUAGCGGUUACCAUCAGAUUCGCAUCGCUGCAGCGGACCAGCCGAAGACAGCGUUGCGAUUAUGCUUCGGUCACUAUGAGUUUACGGUGAUGCCAUUCGGCCUCACCAACGCACCCGCUACCUUCCAGAGGGCGAUGAACGACAUCUUCAGGGACAUCCUGGAGCAGUAUGUUCUCGUCUACCUCGACGAUAUCCUGAUUUACAGUCAUACUCUUGAGGAGCAUCUCAGACACCUCCGUGAUGUCCUUGAUCGCUUGCGCAGACAUGGCUUCUACGCCAAGCUGAGCAAGUGCCGCUUUGCCCAACACAAAGUAGAUUUCUUAGGAUACGACGUGUCUGACCAGGGACUUCACAUGGACGACGUGAAGAUCACUGCUAUUGCGGAGUGACCCGUUCCCACAUCCGCCAAGCAGCUUCGCAACUUCCUAGGCCUCACUAGCUACUAUAGUAACUUCAUCC